AUGGGCAUGCAGCUCGAGGACCACAGCAGCCAAGAGAAGCACGGGGACGUGUGCCGGGGUACUGAGGGAGCCUUCCGGUGCCCGCCGCUGUGCCGGCAGAGUGCUGCCAAGCCCUUCUGCCUGGACGCCAAGUCCGGGAACAGCUGCCGGGCCAAAGCCGCCCUGGCGAGAUGGAUGAAAGAUGCUGUGCCCAAUGAGCACACCCCCGGGGUGAUGCACACCUUCUUCGAACCGGCAUGGGAGACGAAGGAGAAGGAGGCCAGUGCGCAGACCUUGCAGGCCUGGGAGCAGUUCUGGCGCGCCGCGGGCUGGCGUACCCGGGUGCUGGGCCUGGCGGAGGUGAAGAAAUCGCCCUUCUACGCGCGGGUGGAGGACUACAUCCGCCACAUCCCCAGACCCAACUACGACGCGGAAUACGAGCGCUUCUGCUACCUGCGCUACGUGGCCAUGAUAGAAGUUGGGGGCGGCUGGAUGUCGGACAUAGACACGCUGCCCAUGUUCCUUUCGCCCGAGCUGGGCCUGCCGAACCGCGGCCGGUUCACGGUCUACAACGGCUUCGUGCCGUCGCUGGUCUCUGGCUCCAAGGAUGAGUGGGUGCGGAUCCUGUGGACCAUCCUCAACGUAGGAGCAAUGAUGAACACCUCAGGGGUCGACCGAGUGUCAGACAUGCUGGCGCUCAAGGAGCUGCGGCUGCAGCUGCCCUGGGCCUUCGACAGCCACAACUUUGUCCACGUCGCGGACGCGGCGAACUGGACGGACGUGACUUGCGCGCAGCUACGGAAGCUGGGCUUUGCGAUGCACUUCUCCCAUCAGGUCUUCAUCAACUGGGGCAUUCCCAUCGCCGAGCGGGCGCCCGUCAUGACUCGCAUCAUGAAGCGCUGGCAAGCCUGCCAAGAGCCGCUCUAUGCGCAGGCCAUUCGCAGGGUGCAGAGUGGGCUCACGGCCACGCGCAAGGCGCUGGUCCUGCGGGUCUGCAGCGGCACCCUGGGCGCCGGCCGGCCGCGGCUCGGGGGGCAGCAGCCGGCCAUUGUCAUCACGCCCAACGACACCGACUGCGCGCUCACAACGAAGUUCGGCCGCGGCCGAACCGAGGGAAGCGGGACGCUGCAGCCGCACGUGCUGAUGACGGAGCCGAUCGCUUCGAGGUCACACUUCAGCGUGAUCUACAACGAGGAGAAGGAGAAGUUCCAGGUGAUGGACACCGGCUCGAAGUGGGGCACCUUCAAGAAGGUGACCAAGAGUGGGCAGCCAGUGAGCUGCGGUGACUGGAUCCGCGUGGGCAACGCCGAGCUGAUUGUGCGCUUUUGCGGGGGAGGCUGCAACAGCCACAGGCGGCACGCCCAUCAUCGGCUUCACGCCUUGGGCGUGGCGGCGGUGUGUGGCGGAGGCUUCCGGAACCGAGUGAACUUCGAGGCACCGUUGCGUGCGCCGAGCUUUAGAGUCGAGGAGCAAGUUGACAGUGAUGAUGACACGCACCAAGUGUCAGACAAGGUGGUGGACAUCCUUGCCAAGACCCGGCUCAACGGCGCGGUGCAGAAGAACUGGUCAAGCUCCUUCGAGAGGCUGUGUCGGGAAGUGAACCCAAGCGGAGAGGGCGCCUUGAGGCCAGGCGGCUUUCAGGCCCGUCCCAGCGGCGUCAGCCUGGAAGCCACGCCGUUGGAGAUCGACUUUAUCUCUGGCCCCCGCAUUGGUGAGCGCAUGAUGCUCACAAACAGGCUGUGCACCAUCGGCCGGGGGGAGAACUGCACGGUGCAGCUGAGCGACGCGUCCCUGGCCAACGUCUCGCGCGUGCAUUGCUCCUUCCGUUCUUGUGGCGGCCGCUGGUGGCUCUGCGACGAGGGAUCGACCAACGGCACCUGGCGCCGCCUGAGCUGUGCCCUGGAGCCCUCCGAGCCCUGCGACAUCAACUCCGGCGAGACCUUGCUCGCAGGAGUCCAGGAGCUGCAAGUGGAGGAGGCGGAGUUGAAGCGAUGGUGGAUCCCGUCCCCGGGCACCUCCGUUUUGUCCGAGCUGUGCAAGAGCGACCGGUAG
This is a messenger RNA of Effrenium voratum, 2031 nucleotides long. The record is from the annotation of a GenBank genome assembly. Lineage: Eukaryota; Dinophyceae; Suessiales; Symbiodiniaceae.